CGAUUUUCUAUCAACAGAGAUACUUAUCGAAUUGCCAUUCACAGGUGUGUAUAGAGAUCUCCAGAAAAGUAAGACUUCUAAAAUCAAUUUUUCGGUUUCAUUAAAAACUUUUUGCAUACAAAUUCAUCUAUUGGAAGAAACAUUUCUGAACAAAUUAAGAUGUCCCGUUUGUCUCGUUGAUCGAAAGAAACAUUAAGAUAUCGUUCUACGAAACAGAGCAAACAGAACUUUUCAAGAUUUGCGACUAUCUCACAGGACUCUAGAAUUUAUAGUGUUCUGCACUUUGGAGCCUUUCGUAGAAUCAGUGUAGUUUGCUGAAGAUAGGUUGUGGGAACUCGGGGACAUCUGAUCUUGCUCAGAGAUGUUUUCUCUAUUAGAUAAAAUUGCAUGCAAAUUGCUUUGAAUAAAAUCUAGAAAUAUUUGGUUUUCUAGAAACCUUUUACUCAAACAUAUUAAUGGCAAUUCGAUAAGUAUCUCUGUUGAUAGAAAAUCGCUUGAGCUAAUCAAAUAUUUUAUCUGAAUUAUUCUAGCUGUUCCUGUUAAGGAAGAAAAUACUGCGCUUAUAAAAUUUUUAUAUCCACGUUAUUUUUAUUGUAAUUUGAUAAUUGAUUUUCUGUUAUUAGACCAUCAUUUAUGAAUGAUUUUGAAAAAUUUGAAGCUGAACUUAAUGAACUUUAUGCAAAUUAUGUAUUAAAAUUUCGUAUAUUAUCUUAUUUGGAAAAAGAACUUGAAGGACAUUUUCGAAGUCAACGUGAAAAAGUUCAAGAAGUAUCUCGGCAAUAUAUGCAAUCAAUUAAUUCACAAUUAACAGAACAAGAUCAACAAAGAUUUAAUCGACAAUUACAAGAUCAAAAUGAUGAAAUAGGUGUUCAUAGUGAUGAAGAAGAAGAUGGAGAAGAAUCAGAUGAAGAUGACGAUGAUGUAUCAGAAGAAGAUGAAGCUAUGGAUCGAGAACCACCACCUCGCCAAGCAACUCGAGGAAAUAAGCCGGAAAACGGUAUAGGAGGCAAACCAUAUGGAGGUAUGACGGAUGAACUGAGUGAGGACGACGACGAUCAAGUGCAAAUGGGUAGAAGAGGCCCUGAUAUGAACGAUGAAUUAGAUGCUGAUAUGGAUCCUAGAAAAAGAGGAGGUGGAGGGAAAAUAAAUCGAAGACCACCUAGUGCUAGUGGCCAACGACGACAAAAACAGAAGCCACAAAAACGAGAAACAUAUGAAGAUGAUGAAGAUUUUUAG
Messenger RNA from Rotaria sp. Silwood2, 1236 nucleotides. Lineage: Eukaryota; Metazoa; Rotifera; Eurotatoria; Philodinida; Philodinidae. The record is from the annotation of a GenBank genome assembly.